AUGGCACAAAUACUAACUGUAGAAUAUGAAACAACUAUUUUUAAAUUAAAAUCAGACGAUAUUGGUCCAAAUAAAGCUACAUUAUUACAUGCUCGAACUACAAAUAAUAAUAGUAAUUUAUAUAAAGCAAUUCUUUAUCUACAUGGAUAUAUUGAUUAUUAUUUUCAUGAUCAUGUUUGUAUACGUUUCUUAGAACAGGGUUAUGAUUUUUAUGCUCUUGAUAUGCGUAAAUGUGGUCGAUCGAUAAUUUCACCUGAACAUGAUCAAUAUAAACAUUAUUGUAAUGAUCUUCAUGAAUAUGAUGAAGAAAUUACACUUGCAAUUGAACAUAUAAUUAAAGAAUCAAAAACUAAAACUAGAAAAAUACUAUUUUUUGGACAUUCAACUGGAGGUCUUAUUGCUGCUCAAUAUGCAUGUUCUGGUUCAAGACAUGCUGAUAUUGAUGCUAUUAUUCUUAAUAGUCCAUAUUUGGCUACAAUAGAAUCAACUCCAAUUGAAUUAGGACUUAUGCGUGUUCUUAUGAAAGUACGUAAAUCUCAAGAUGUGGAUGGUGGUUGGUAUGGUAAAUCAUUAUAUGUAUCAGAGAGAGGCGAAUGGAAUUUUGAUUUGAAUAAAAAACCAAUAGAUAAAGUUCGACUACAUGGUGCAUUUUUUUCUGCUGUACAUAGAGUUCAAAAAGAUUUAAUGAAAAGACGAAUUACAAUCAAAUGUCCAGUUUUGUUUAUGUGUUCAAAUCGUUCAAUGAGAGCAGAUAAAACAUGGCGUGAUGAAUAUGAAGAAGGUAUAAGGCUUUUUAUUUCUUAG
Messenger RNA from Rotaria sp. Silwood2, 804 nucleotides. Lineage: Eukaryota; Metazoa; Rotifera; Eurotatoria; Philodinida; Philodinidae. The record is from the annotation of a GenBank genome assembly.